UCGGCCGCCGCCGCCGCCGCCGCCGCCGGGGGAUGAUCUGGGCGGCCGCGGGCGGCCCUGGCUAGCGGCCCGUGCCGGUGCUGCGGCCGGCCAGGGCAGCGAAGGUCGAGGGUCGUGGGUCGUCCUCCUCCCCGCCUGCCGGGAGGGGCGAGAGGGAGCCGCGGCUGAUGUCAGUUUCAAUAAUCAGACGAUUCUGACUGGAAGAGGAAAAGAUUGCUGAUAACUUAGAUAAUUACCAGUAUUUAAGAAAUACAUUCUCGGGAAAUGGCCUCUAAAUCUUGGGUGAAUUUUUUAACCUUCCUCUGUGGAUCAGCUAUAGGAUUUUUUUUAUGUUCUCAACUAUUCAGUAAUUUGUUGGGAGAACAGGGUGACACCCAGCCUAAUCUGCUUCAUAAUGAUCCUCAUGCUAGACAUUUGGAUGAUAAUGGACACAAUCACCCCAAGGGACAAGUGAACUUCAAUGCAGACUCUAGCCAACAUAAAGAUGAGAACACGGACAUUGCUGAGAACCUCUAUCAGAAAGUUAAAAUUCUUUGUUGGGUUAUGACAAGCCCUCAAAACCUAGAGAAAAAGGCCAAACAUGUCAAAGCUACAUGGGCCCAGCGUUGUAAUAAAGUGUUAUUUAUGAGUUCAGAAGAAAAUCAAGACUUCCCUGCUGUGGGAUUGAAAACCAAAGAAGGCAGAGAGCAACUCUACUGGAAAACAAUUAAAGCUUUUCAGUAUGUGCAUGACCAUUAUUUAGAAGAUGCUGAUUGGUUUAUGAAAGCCGAUGAUGACACUUACGUCAUACUGGACAAUCUAAGAUGGCUGCUAUCAAGGUAUAACCCUGAACAACCCAUUUACUUCGGGAGGAGGUUUAAGCCGUAUGUGAAGCAGGGCUACAUGAGUGGAGGAGCAGGGUAUGUGCUAAGCAAAGAAGCCUUGAGAAGAUUUGUUGAUGCAUUUAAAACAGAAAAAUGUACGCAUAGUUCCUCCAUCGAAGACUUAGCACUGGGAAGGUGCAUGGAAAUUAUAAAUGUAGAAGCUGGAGAUUCCAGAGAUACCACUGGGAAAGAAACUUUCCACCCAUUUGUACCAGAACACCACUUAAUCAAAGGUUAUCUACCAAAAACAUUUUGGUACUGGAAUUACAACUAUUAUCCUCCCGUAGAGGGUCCUGGUUGCUGUUCUGAUAUUGCAAUUUCUUUUCACUAUGUUGAUUCUACAACUAUGUAUGAAUUAGAAUACCUCGUUUAUCAUCUUCGCCCAUAUGGUUAUUUAUAUAGAUAUCAACCUGCCUUGCCUGAGGAUAUACUAAAAGAAAUUAAUCAAGCAAACAAAAAAGAAGAUACAAAAGUAAAAUUGGGCAACCCUUGAAAGCAGAACGUGAGUGGACUGAGGUUAAAUGGUCUACAUUGCACUGAAGGACUCCUGCCUUUCUGACAAAACCCUGAAAUCCCAUUGAGGAACUCAUCUGAAGUGAACAUUCCAUAUAGAAAUUUUUCCAGUGGAUGACUGUAAUCUGAAGCAUUUAAAGAGCUGUGAAGUCUGUUAAAAUGUGUUUUGAUACAGUAAUAUAUAAAUAUAAAUAUAUACAUACACACACAUACACUAUAUAUAUAUAUAU
This is a messenger RNA of Peromyscus eremicus (cactus mouse), 1606 nucleotides long. It is a transcript of the gene C1galt1, whose product is annotated as core 1 synthase, glycoprotein-N-acetylgalactosamine 3-beta-galactosyltransferase 1. Gene Ontology annotation, cellular component: membrane. Bases 265 to 1356 code for a protein of 363 amino acids. NCBI's taxonomy places the organism in Eukaryota, Metazoa, Chordata, Mammalia, Rodentia, Cricetidae. The record is from RefSeq and is a predicted model, not a curated record. Gene Ontology annotation, molecular function: N-acetylgalactosaminide beta-1,3-galactosyltransferase activity. The transcript has 5 exons.